This is a messenger RNA of Quercus lobata, 1035 nucleotides long. RefSeq lists its product as uncharacterized. Lineage: Eukaryota; Viridiplantae; Streptophyta; Magnoliopsida; Fagales; Fagaceae. The coding region runs from base 144 to 1022 and encodes 292 amino acids. The record is from RefSeq and is a predicted model, not a curated record. The transcript has a single exon. Gene Ontology annotation, biological process: root development; shoot system development.
ACAACUCAUUGAUAUUUAAAAAUAUUGAGAUUCUUUACGUCCACCACACCCCAUCAUAUAUAUUGAGCAGUUACUAACUAAAGCAAAGCAAAUUGCUACACAAAAUUGUACAUUCAACUGCAAGACAUCUUUCCUGUUUAAACAUGGCUGCCUCUCCUGUGAACCAAAACUCCCUUCACCAUUUUCGCUCUAACAGCUUGCCCACUAGAGCACACCCGCUCAUUUCAGAAUUCAGUGACCACUUGAGCAGAUUGAGAUGUUCUGAAGCAACAUCUUCAUCGUCUACAUCAUUAAGCCAGAAACUAAUUGGCAUUCAAGAUUUGCAUGACUGUGUUGAUAACUUGCUCCUGUUGCCUUGCACACAAGCCUUAGCUCAAGUGCAGCGUGAGAAAUGGUAUAAUGAACUGUUAGAUGGAUCUCUCAGGCUCUUGGAUGUGUGCAGUAUUGCAAGGGAUGCAUUGUCGCAAUCAAAGGAAUGCACACGUCAAUUUCAAUCAACACUGUGCAGAAGACAUGGCAGUAAAAUGAACCUAGCAAGGGAGGUUGAAAAAUACUUGGCCUCCAGGAAGGCGGUGAAGAAGGCAAUGCAGAAGGCCUUAAAGGGUAUGCAGACUAACUUGAACUCUAAGAAAAAUGAAGGUCUAGCCAUGAUUAGCAUGUUAAAAGAGCUAGAAGCUGUAACUCUCAUGGUCUUUGAAUUACUCUUGACAUUUAUAUCUGGACCAAAGUUGCAAUCAAAAUCAAGCAGCUGGUUUGUAGUUUCCAAGCUGGUGCACCCCAAAAGAAUAGCAUGUGAAGGUGAAGAAACAGAAGUGAAUGAAUUUGAGAAGGUAGAUGUGGUGUUACAAUCUCUCAUUAGUCGCAAGACAAGCAAAUCUGAUUACUCCAUCCAUGUUCAGAAUGUGCAGAAUUGGAUGGAGCAGUUGGAAUCAAGCAUUCAAGAUUUUGAAGAGGUGCUUGAAAGUCUGUCUAGGCGUCUAGUCAAGAUCAGAGUUUCCUUUCUCAACAUCCUCAACCACUAACCCAGAAAUCAUC